Molecule: messenger RNA, 1487 nt
Organism: Drosophila takahashii
Lineage: Eukaryota; Metazoa; Arthropoda; Insecta; Diptera; Drosophilidae
Gene: Drice
Product: Death related ICE-like caspase
Biological process (GO): positive regulation of neuron apoptotic process; proteolysis; apoptotic process
Cellular component (GO): cytoplasm
Source: RefSeq, a predicted model, not a curated record
CUAUAUGGUAUUUUUCAACUGUCAUCAAUGGUCAUACUAAAUUCUCGAAUAAAGCAAAGCCACUAAGCAAUAAUUACUUACUAACUAGUUGUCUUUGUUGCGCGUAAACACGGAUUUCCCCGGAACAAAACAAAUUAGCGGAAAUCGUGCAGUUCAGUUUUUCACGGACUUGAAAAGAAACCAGUUUCGAAGUGCUUGUGACUCAUCAGUUUUUCGCAGGCUCAGGGAUACAAUUUCACCAUGGACGCCACCGCAAACAAUGGAGAAUCCGCCGAUCAGGUGGGCAUAAGGAGGGAGGAUAAUCCCCUCGAUCAGGCGGAUGCCCUGGGCUCCGUCGGAGGAUCGGGCAGCAGCGCCUCCGCAUCCGCGCAUCCUUAUGGCACCGGAGCCAUCGGUCAGCUGGCCAACGGGUACAGCUCACCCUCGUCGAGCUACCGCAAGAAUGUGGCCAAAAUGGUCACCGAUCGCCAUGCAGCCGAGUACAAUAUGCGGCACAAGAACCGCGGAAUGGCCCUGAUCUUCAAUCACGAGCACUUCGAGGUGCCCACCCUGAAAUCCCGGGCGGGAACCAAUGUGGACUGCGAGAAUCUCACCCGGGUGCUCAAGCAGCUGGACUUCGAGGUGACCGUCUACAAGGACUGCCGCUACAAGGACAUCUUGAGGACAAUCGAGUAUGCAGCCUCUCAGAAUCACGGGGACAGCGAUUGCAUCCUGGUGGCCAUUCUGUCGCACGGCGAAAUGGGCUACAUCUACGCCAAGGACACGCAGUACAAGCUGGAGAACAUCUGGAGCUUCUUCACGGCCAACCACUGUCCUUCGCUGGCGGGCAAACCCAAGUUGUUCUUCAUUCAGGCCUGCCAGGGCGAUCGGUUGGAUGGUGGAGUUACCAUGCAGCGCGGCCAGACGGAAACGGAUGGCGACUCCUCGAUGAGCUACAAGAUACCCGUGCAUGCCGACUUCCUGAUUGCCUACUCCACGGUGCCGGGCUUCUAUUCGUGGCGCAACACCACACGCGGCAGCUGGUUCAUGCAGAGCCUGUGCGCCGAACUGGCUGCGAAUGGCAAGCGCCUGGACAUCCUGACCCUUCUGACCUUCGUCUGCCAGCGAGUGGCCGUCGACUUUGAGUCCUGCACCCCGGACACGCCGGAGAUGCAUCAGCAGAAGCAGAUACCCUGCAUCACCACCAUGCUGACGCGCAUUCUGCGCUUCAGCGACAAGCAGCUGGCGCCAGCCGGACGGGUUUGAUGGCUAAUCGGGUGGAUUGGGCGCUGGCUACGGCGCGGAGUGUGAUAAACCAAGUCGCAAUUAAGAUAAAACUUUAUUGGGCCCUAGCUGCAUAUUUUUCUACAAAACACUUUUUUACAAAAGCUGGACGAGAUCGGUUCCACUGCCAAUGUUUCCUUUAUUUAAGCACAGAGUAUCUUUCAAUUGGCAUCUAUUAUUGUCGCAUUUGCCCCGUUUGUAUUUACAUUAGGGUGGUUACGCUA